Messenger RNA from Branchiostoma floridae (Florida lancelet), 1398 nucleotides. RefSeq names its product serine/threonine-protein kinase PDIK1L-like. The transcript has 3 exons. The annotation marks the transcript as partial. Gene Ontology annotation, cellular component: cytoplasm; autophagosome. NCBI's taxonomy places the organism in Eukaryota, Metazoa, Chordata, Leptocardii, Amphioxiformes, Branchiostomatidae. Gene Ontology annotation, molecular function: ATP binding; protein serine/threonine kinase activity. The record is from RefSeq and is a predicted model, not a curated record. Gene Ontology annotation, biological process: protein autophosphorylation; autophagosome organization; peptidyl-serine phosphorylation.
CUUUCUAUUUGUGCGCCGCGUGACUGAAACAGGUACGGACGCGACAAAGUAGACGGCUCGGUCUAGAGUCAUUGUCUGGAAAAAUAAAAAGAAGUGCCAUCCAAUUGCAAGAUGAGAGUGGGGCAGUAUGAAGUCGGGACGUUGCUAGGAGAAGGAGCGUUUGGCAAGGUCUACAAAGGCAAGCACGUCACCACCGGGGGCACUGUGGCUAUGAAGCAGUUGAAACUGGGGAGUUACAGACAGCUAGCAUGUGCUCAAAACGAAGUGGAGCCAUUGAUUGCACUGAAAGAUAAGUCUCAUGAGCACAUUGUUAAGUGCUUCCAGGGUAAAGUGAUGGAUGGCAGUCUGUGGCUGGUGUUAGAAUAUUGUUCAAUGGGGACGCUGAAUGAUUUUCUCUUGAGGCAGCUUCGCAUGGCAGCCUCAGUGAAAUUGCGACUUAUGACACAGAUUGCAGACGCAGUCAGCUUUCUGCACGCUAACCACAUCGUCCACAGAGAUCUCAAGCCAGAUAACAUACUGCUUACUGGAAGCAAUGGCAACCCAGUUGUUAAGGUAGCUGAUUUUGGAUUGGCUAAAGUUUGUGGGGUUGGAGACGUUUCCCUGUCAAAGUACAUGUUAGCCUCGCAGUGUGGUACUGAGUUCUUUAUGGCACCUGAAGUAUUUACAUCAUUGGGUUACAAAAUGUAUUGUGACGUGUUCUCAAUGGGCGUGAUUUUUGUGGCCAUGAUUGACAUGCGCCGAGUGGGAAGGUCGAUAGCUGCAUUCAUUGAGGGCAGAAUGGGAGCCACAGUCUCCAUCGGUAGAGCACUGCUUAACAACCCUCCUCCCAAUCUCUCUGCCCACCUUCUAACCAGCCAAAAGAACGGGGCGUUUAAAAAGCUGUGUCUGUCUAUGCUCAGUGUCAACUACCGCGGCAGACCCAAAGCUGCCGAUGUACACAGAAGCUUGACUCUUAUGGGAGGCUCUUGUGACAUACCUCAUAGGCCUACUAGUGGCCAAGGGGACAAACGGCUUGCCAGCCCAAAGCCAGCGUUGGGUGGCGCACACACUCUGGGUGGCGCAGUUGUUGGGCCUGUUGGGGCUGUAGGAUUGGUUGGAGGGCCUGUUGGGGUUAUGGGUGCGAUUGGAGGACCCGUUGGGGGUAUGGGUGUUGUUGGAGGGCCUGUUGGGGGUAUAGGUGUGGUUGGGAUGCCUGUUGGGGGUAUGGGUAUGCCUGUUGGGGGUAUGGGUAUGCCUGUUGGGGGUAUGGGUGUGGUUGGGGUGCCUGUUGGGGGUAUGGGUAUGCCUGUUGGGGGUAUGGGUGUGCCUGUUGGGGGUAUGGGUGUGCCUGUUGGAGGUAUGGGUGUGGGUAUGUUUGGAGGAGCUGUUGGAGCUGUUACAAAUAUUUCAAACAGUCCU